GAAAGCCAUACAUUUCACACCUGAGCCUCAACUCUCGCGGCCCGGUACCAAACGACUCACGUACUGGUCCGAGGCCCGGGGGUUGGGGACCGCUGGCCUAGCAUACUCAGCCAGAUGGUGGACGCGUAUAUGCCCAUGCAAGUUAGUCAUGUUUGAGUACUUUUCUCGCACUAUACAUCUGCACAAGCGGCACACCGCUUUGAUUACAUCCUUAGGUUUACCUCUUUCAUCUGGUUUAAAGCCAAAGAAAUCCCAACUUGGCAACUUUACAUGUUUUUAGUGCUGUCAGCGUUAACGCGACAUCAUCACGACAAUGCGAUUACCAAUUAACGCAUCUGGAGCGUAGACUGAGUCAAAAUCCCUGAAACAUCUCUGUCAAUGCAUUUCGGCCAGUUUAUCCAAAGUUCCAGAUGGGUUGAGCGCUUUAAAAUUUUUAAUCGUGAUGAGCGCGUUUAAGCCCCGUUAACGCUGACAGGGUUUUUUUUGGGGGGGGAUUUGUUCGGCCGUGUUUGAACUUCUUCUGUGUGGUAAACCCGCAAAUCAGUCCGUGCAUGAUUACAUUGUUCUGCCCAUCAAAAAGCCUGUCUCGACUGAUGAUGGCCAGUUGGAAAAUUUUUACAUAUCGCCCAACCCUAGUGUGUUAUGUGUAGACACAACAAUGGUCUGGACUGGACUGCAAAUGAGUAAAAAAGCAAACAAAUGUCCAAAGAAAAAAUCAGAAAGACCUUUAGAAAGCCUGAAUUUUCAGUGUGGUUGAACCAUAUCUACUGUAAAUACUGUGUAUCUCAUAGAAAUGUGAUGGCUGUGUGUAGCAGUGAGAUAACUGAAUUCUCCUGAGUUCACAGCAUUGUUUGCAUCACUCGCUUUUAGUUCAGCGUCUCUUAAUAGGGUUAAAUUGCAGUUAAAGUCCACGGUUAAGGCUAUAAAAGUGUUAACUGGUAGUAAUUCAUUCGUUCGUUUAGUCGACUUUUAUCCCCCCUUUUUAAAAGCACUCCGUCUGAGGUAGAAAAGAGCUUUUUAAAUUUCAAAUUUCUUUCACGGCUUUUGUUUUGCCUGUAGGUCAGCUGUGCUUAUCAGAGCACGAGCUGUUCGGCAAUUGAUAUUCAAGAGGACUGCGUUCACAGAAUGAAUGGAGAGUAAAUGUAACUCACAGCCUGACCCUGUUUCACAGCACUGUGUACCACACAACCUUUCUUCCUGUCAGCUAUCAGGGUCCCGCAGCAUUCAGGAGGUGAAAGAUCUUGUAAACACACGUGAUCUCAUUUUUACGCAGUAAUCUGCCUUCGUCAAGCAGCUACAGCUCACAAACCUUUAAAAACAGCUCAGCAAGUCAUUAAAGACUUCCCAGGCAGAUUAGCCAGUCAUUCACUUCCUUCAACAGCCUUCGGGGCGCUCUGUUGGAGUCCAAAGGAGGGACUGUGGGCAGUUUUCAGUCUGAGUAGUAGCACCGAUUGUGGAUUUUAAGUUUUGGGAGUUUGAGGGGGGGCUGAGGAGAGAUGCACUGGGAGUUCUGGACUAAGAAGCUGGAUGAGGAGGAUUUGAUUGAGAAUGGAGUUUACGAGGAGAGUAACGGCACCAGCAGAACAGCCGGUAUGAACGGUAACGGUCCCAGCAGGCUUGUUGACCCCCUGGAGGAUCCGCUGCCUGGAGUGGGCACCUAUGAAGACUUCAACACCAUCGACUGGGUCAGAGAGAAGAGCAAAGACCGGGACAGGCACAGGGAGAUCACCAAUAAGAGCAGACAGUCCACUGUGGCCCUGCUGCACAGCAUCAGUGAUGCCUUCUCAGGGUGGCUGCUCAUGCUGCUGGUGGGACUCAUGUCAGGUGCUCUAGCCGGCGGCAUCGACAUCUCAGCCCACUGGAUGACGGACGUGAAGGGAGGGUUGUGUCUCCGAGGCUUCUGGUUCAACCACGAGCACUGCUGCUGGUUGUCUAACGAGACCACGUUCCAGGAGAGGGACCGGUGUCCACAGUGGCAGAGCUGGGCUGAGCUCAUAACAGGAAAGUCAGAGGGUCCCCUUGCCUACAUCAUGAACUACCUGAUGUACAUAUUUUGGGCUCUGAUGUUCUCCUUCUUGGCUGUCAUACUGGUCAGAGCCUUUGCUCCGUACGCAUGCGGAUCAGGAAUACCAGAGAUUAAAACCAUCCUCAGUGGCUUCAUCAUCCGGGGCUACCUGGGGAAGUGGACCCUGAUCAUCAAGACCAUCACCCUGGUCUUAGCCGUCUCCUCCGGGCUCAGUUUAGGGAAGGAAGGCCCUCUGGUCCACGUCGCCUGCUGCUGUGCUAAUAUACUCUGUCACCUGUUCACCAAGUACCGCAAGAAUGAGGCCAAGAGGCGAGAGGUGUUAUCAGCGGCAGCAGCAGUGGGCGUGUCAGUGGCUUUUGGAGCUCCUAUUGGAGGAGUCCUGUUCAGUCUGGAGGAGGUGAGCUACUACUUCCCCCUGAAGACUCUGUGGCGUUCGUUCUUCGCCGCUCUGGUGGCGGCCUUCACCCUGCGCUCCAUCAACCCGUUUGGGAACAGCCGCCUGGUGCUCUUCUAUGUGGAGUUUCACACGCCGUGGCACCUGGUGGAGCUGGCCCCUUUCAUCCUGCUGGGGAUCUUUGGAGGCCUUUGGGGGGCGCUGUUCAUCAAGGCUAACAUUGCCUGGUGCAGGCUUCGUAAAACCACUUGUCUGGGUCACUACCCCGUCAUCGAGGUGCUGGUGGUCGCCGCGCUGACCGCCUUGCUCGCCUACCCCAACAGUUACACCAGGAUGAGCGGAUCCGAGCUCAUCUCGGAGCUCUUCAACGACUGCUCCCUGCUCGACUCGUCUCAGCUGUGCGGCUACAAACAGCCAGCCAACACGUCAGACACAGGUGUAGAUAACAGCCUCGCUGACCGGCCAGCGGGACCGGGCCUUUACACGGCGCUGUGGCAGCUGGCCCUGGCCUUGGUCUUCAAGAUGAUGAUCACUGUUAUUACAUUUGGCAUGAAGGUUCCCUCUGGUCUCUUCAUUCCCAGCAUGGCAGUUGGAGCCAUAGCUGGCAGGCUGCUCGGCGUUGGCAUGGAACAGCUGGCCUACUACAACCACGACUCGGUUAUCUUUAAAGGGUGGUGCUCUCAGGGGGCAGACUGCAUCACGCCGGGGCUUUACGCCAUGGUUGGAGCUGCCGCUUGUUUAGGUGGAGUGACUCGAAUGACAGUAUCUCUGGUAGUCAUCAUGUUUGAGCUGACUGGCGGUCUGGAGUACAUUGUUCCCCUCAUGGCUGCAACCAUGACCAGCAAAUGGGUGGCAGAUGCUUUCGGAAGAGAGGGAAUUUACGAGGCUCACAUCAGGCUGAAUGGAUACCCGUUCCUGGAGCCAAAAGAAGAGUUUGAACACAGCAGCCUGGCGGUGGACGUGAUGAGGCCGAGGAGGAUGGACCCCGCGCUUGCUGUGCUCACGCAGGAGGGCAUGACUGUGGGGGAGGUGGAGUCAUUGGUGGAGAGCACGCACUUUAGUGGCUUCCCUGUGGUUGUCUCUUCGGAGUCCCAAAGGCUUGUGGGAUUUGUACUCAGGAGAGAUCUGCUCAUAUCAAUAGACAAUGCCCGCAAACGUCAGGAUGGCAUCGUCAGUGCCUCCCAAGUGGUCUUCACUGAGCACACACCGUUGCUUCCUCCCGACGCACCGCCUCCCCUCCGGCUGAGGUGCAUCAUGGACCUGAGCCCCUUUACAGUUACUGAUCACACCCCUAUGGACAUCACUGUGGAUAUUUUCAGAAAACUGGGGCUACGCCAGUGUCUGGUCACACAUAAUGGGAGGCUGCUGGGAAUCAUCACCAAAAAGGACAUACUUAAACACAUGGCGCAGAUGGCCAACAGGGACCCGGACUCCAUCCUCUUCAACUGAUCUUCUCCGUCCUUCCUCUUCAUCCUCGCCCACCAAAUCGCCCCUCUGUAGAGUGGGGUGAAGGGGGGGGGGGGGGGGUACACCAGCUUGUAGACUUACAUGAAAUGCACCUUUACCUCUUUGGCGAGAGAGAGCCAAGGAAGCUUGAGCUUCAUUUGCACAGCUGACCAGAGAACAAAGGAAUUUAUUUUCUGUGUAACUUGAAGGCAACUUUGGCUCUUCGAAUGACGACACACACCACUGAAAAAAUUUCAAGAAAACAACAAGCUGUCAGAAACAGUGACUCGUCCUUUUACUGACAGUGCUGGACCCGAUAUCAUGAGGGAAGUAGGACAGAAGUAAGUCGAUGGAAUAUUUCACAUCUGCACCUUCCAACAUUUUCUGUUCUCAUUUCCUUCCUCAUUUUCAAACCAGUGAGGAAACCUUCAGAGAACCCCAAAGGCCACUUCUCUCUCCUCUGUUUGCCAUCUCGAUUCUCACACCUGGGAGGAAGGGGGGGGAGGCAGGAACAGCUAAUCCUCUGUUAUAGGUGCUGACAAGAGGAGACGGGGUGGAGGAGGAGAAAAUGAAGACAUUGGGGAAGAUGAAGAGCUGUUUUGGGAGCUCCGUGCCUGCCUCCGGGCCAUCACAGCGAGCCCAGACAGAGCACUUUGAGCUGGGCUGAUGGAUGUGCAGACACCUCCCUCCCUCUGUGAGGUUUCCUGUAGCCGUGAGGGUGAAGGAUCCAGGAGUGUGAGAACAGGAUCGACUACACACACACACACACAAGCAAGCGUACACUCCACAAAGACUUUCACGUCAGCCUGGGAACCCACUAGAAACAUCUUUUCUUUUUCUUUUCUUUUUCGUUCUAUGUUUGAGUUUUGUGAUACAGCUCCAGCCUGGGAACUAUGCAGCGCUGUCCUGCCAUGCAGACAGUUUUGUUAUGUUAACGGCGUAUAUAGUCAUCGGAAACCAUGUCAUUCCUUAUAGAAGGUGAGGAGCAUUUCCAGGCUGUUGUGGAAGGGUUAAAAGAAAAUCAUGAUGUGAAUUAAUUUAUGUAAAUGUAAAAUUGUUCACUCUACUAAAUUAUUCCCCUGAUUAAAGUUGUUUUGUCUUCUUUGUUUUAGCUCCUCAUCACUUCGACUGAUGUCUUGUUUGCAUUUCGUGCUCACCUGAUCUUUAUUUCAUUUAUUUAUAUAUUUUUUAAGCUCCGAUUCGAGCAAAUCUCUCACUGAAACGUGUUUUUGUUUUCGUCGGUGUUCAGAACACGAAUUUUAGUUCUCUGAAUUUACUUUUUUUUUUCCCAGUUUUUCCUAAAAAGCCAAACUGAAACUGAUCCAGUGGAAAAUGUCAGCUGCAGCUAAUCAAAGAAUCUUGAUCAAAAAUGAGAAACAGCUGCUGCUCUGGUCCUCUGAAAUAUAAGAUUUUUCUUUUUUUUUUCUUCUGUCAGGCAAUAGUGAGGUGAAUCUUUGUUCUAUUCAAAGACGUCAUGUAGGCACAAUUUUUCCGAUGACUAACCACGCAAACAAUUUUCAAAUGAACGGAAAAUGAUAAUUGUUCAAAUUUUAGUUUAAUCAGGUUUGAAGCUGAAUUUAGGCAUUAACACGGUGAUGUCAAAGUAUAUUACUCUGUAAAUGAAUCUGCAUGCCAUUAAACCCACCUCAACAUUUUAAAAUAAUUGUGUUAAUUUAUAAAAUGUUCUCACAGGAUUAAAUGCAUCCCAUGGCCCUCUCUUCUUUAUUUUAGGGUUUUGUUUUGGGUUUGUUUAUCAGCAUUUUAACCAGGUCUGGACUUGGACAUGACCAUUGCAGCACCUUGAUCCUUUCCUUUUUCAGCCAUUCUGUUGUAGAUUUGCUGCUGUGACUGGGAUCAUCGUCCUGUCGGAUGACCUGAUUUCAACCAAGCUUCAGCUGUCAGACAGAUGGUCUCACAUUUGACAGGUUCUGCGAAAUGAGGCCAAAUCACCAGCCCUCCACCAGCGUGCCUGACGGCUGAUGUGCUGUGUUUCGUUUUUGCCAAACCUGUUGCCGUUCAUUACGGUUAAACGUCUCCACUCCACAAACGCCUCAUCUGGCCAAAUCACAUUGUUCCAGAAGUGUUGUGGUUUAUUCAGAUUUAUUAUUUCUCCUGCCAACCUUUCCAAACAAGUCAUAUUUGUUCAGGCAUUUUCUAAUUUGACAAUCAUGAACUAACUGAGGCCUGUGGAGUCUGGCUCUUUGUUCUUUUACAUUUUCUCAGAGCAUUUCACAGUGAAGGAUCUCAGGAGUGAGUUUGCUGAAUGUUCACUCCUAAGAAGAUCGCUGCUUUGUGUUAACACAUGGCUGAAUGCCCCUUAUUGCUGAUCAGUUAAUCGAGUAUAUUUGAUUAGCAGGCUGGCUGCUACGUACCAGUCAUAGUACGGAUUUCCCCCAACCCAGUUUAUUUCUCCAAACUUAUUCUUUUUUUAUUUUGCUUAGCACAAAAUUACAGAAAGGAAACAACGGCUAACAGAAACCAUUUUAUGAGCUAACUGGUGUUUAUUUCAAGUGUCUCAUGUCAUAUUACAUUAAUUACAGGUUCAUUCAUUUCUUUCUUUGUUUUGAAUUUUUGGCAGCUUUGGUCCUCCAUACGAGUCUGAAUGGAGAGGGGGAAGCAGCUCAUAUUAUCUCAGACGUUAUAUCACCAUCCAGAGAAUAAUAUUAUUCUGGGCUAUUUUUAACUCUUUAGAAAUUCAGCGGGUCAGUUUGAACUUCAUGUGCUACCCUGUAAAUGUUGGCGGCCCGGGACUCGUAAAGUUUCACCUCCUCUCUGAGCGCUUUGUUUAGAUGGUGAAUUGAUUUUCUUUUUUCUCACAGGCUGCUCUCUGCAGCCAGUAAAAACACAAAGUAAUGGUGAAAGUUUAGAGAAACCAUCAUGUGUCCUGGGAACAAGCACCUGCUAGAAAUCCUGUACGUUAUGUUGACUUAAUGGGACUUUAAAAUGGAACGAACCCUGUGAGCUAGCGAGGUCCUGUUUAUUGAGCCUUCAGAAAUGCAAAGACAGAGAUGCAUAAAAAUGU
Molecule: messenger RNA, 6888 nt
Organism: Haplochromis burtoni (Burton's mouthbrooder)
Lineage: Eukaryota; Metazoa; Chordata; Actinopteri; Cichliformes; Cichlidae
Gene: clcn5b
Product: chloride channel, voltage-sensitive 5b
Exons: 16
Coding region: 1497-3869 (790 amino acids)
Biological process (GO): transmembrane transport; chloride transport
Cellular component (GO): membrane; synaptic vesicle; Golgi apparatus
Molecular function (GO): voltage-gated chloride channel activity
Source: RefSeq, a predicted model, not a curated record